GUAGCGCAACCGGAGCGCAUGCGCACAGCGCUUACCCGCCACAGUACUUCGUUAUGCUGUCGAAGGUGUAGUCCUUAAAGUUUGCCAACAAAAUAAAAAAAUGUGUUCGACUCGGAAGUUUGUUAGAGUGACGAAAUUUUUGUUGGCUGGUGUGUCGAUAUUCUGCGUGAGCUGGAUUGCUGCUGUUAACGAAUGGCACACCAGGGCGCGGUGGAGUCCACCACCUCAGCGUAGCUUUUCCACUAUGAAAACCAUUGUGGCAUACUCGGAAGGCAAGCAGGCUGAAAUGGACCGACCGUCGCCUGUCACAUGUGACCGCUUGCCGGCUUUUCCGAAAGUCCCAAAAAUAAAUCGCACGUGGUCUCCCUUUGCUGAAGAAUCAUUAUGGCAACAAGUGAGAGGUACAUCGGUGUCGUUAUAUGCCGCCUAUUACGACGAGAGGGCGCCACAACACUAUAUACGCAUUCUCGCCAUUUUCCACGGUCGGGAUGUUUCUUCACUUGAAGAAAUGUUUUGUCAAACACGUUCUUUUAGUCAAAACGAAAAUUCAGUUGAAGUCGUCGCAGCAAAGCCAUUAGAAAUUUGGUGGCACGAAUGGGAUAGAAGUUCAUCAGAAGUUGACACGCCUCUUUUACUAUCCUGUCCUCUACGGGAGCCCUUAAAUCAGACUUCUGUUGUGUCAGUGGUUACAGAGCCCUGUGAAGACCCGGCAAAUGGAUUUUAUAUCAAACCAAACGGAAAUACCAAGUAUACUCGAUCCUUCACUGUUUGUGUCAAAGACAUGAAUUUUCACGAGGAUGUGUCCCACAGUUUAAUCGAGUGGAUCGAAACUAACAAGAUUUUGGGUGCCGAUUUGGUGGACAUCUAUAUAGAUAGUGUAAAUAAAAAGACUGAAACUGUAUUAUUACGUUAUCAGACCGAAGGAGUCGUAAGAUUAUUUAAAGUUCCUAUUAAAAAUACUAUUCAACGGUCGCUGUGGCAAAGAAGGCGCGAUCAUAUUAUAACUUACAAUGAUUGCCUCUACAGAAAUAUAAUAGAAUCUAAAUUUAUCAUACCUUUGGAUAUUGAUGAAAUACUGCUACCUAAAAUAGCAUAUACUUGGCAUGGAUUGUUAAAAAGACUCCCAUUUUCGGGUUGGGAUCCGUAUCAGCAUUCCGCCAUUUUAGUGAAAAAUGUAUUCUUUUUCGAUUUCAUGCAAGAUUUAUAUACAAAUAAAGCAAUUAGUAUUACUAGAAAUGAUAAGAAAAUCUAUGUGAAACGAGAUGACGUCCGAAUAGAUGAUCCUAAUAACUUUAACCUAAAUGAAGUAGAAUUAGUAGGUGAUACUAAUAGUUUAAGCAAAGAUGAUAAUAAUAAUUCUAUUGCUAAAAAUACAUAUUAUGAUAGUGGAUGUAUAAAAGCAAUACCGUUGCCAAAAAUAGCGCGAAAUUUAAUAAGUUCUGCUACAAUAAGUCCAUUAGGACAUUACAGUAAAAGUUUUAUGCUUACGAAGAGGGUUCUAACAGCGUUCAAUCACUAUCCCUUAGCCAGCAUUGGCACAACGGGUUUUACAGGAUGGGCGGCGCCUUUGAUAGAAGUUCAACUCAAUCAUUAUAAGGAAUCGUGCAACGAAACAAUGGUAGCAGAAUGUUGGCAGUACGUGAAGCGCGCGAAAGUCGACCGCUCCGCUUUGCGCCUGAAAAGACGUCUCACGCGCGCUGUUGCUGAUGCUCUUUGCAAAUAAUAAUAUCAUUCCAUAA
Molecule: messenger RNA, 1739 nt
Organism: Colias croceus (clouded yellow)
Lineage: Eukaryota; Metazoa; Arthropoda; Insecta; Lepidoptera; Pieridae
Exons: 4
Coding region: 101-1723 (540 amino acids)
Source: RefSeq, a predicted model, not a curated record